Molecule: messenger RNA, 1062 nt
Organism: Cyanidioschyzon merolae strain 10D
Lineage: Eukaryota; Rhodophyta; Bangiophyceae; Cyanidiales; Cyanidiaceae
Exons: 1
Coding region: 1-1062 (353 amino acids)
Source: RefSeq, a predicted model, not a curated record
AUGACCGGGAAGCCUCCGCGAAAGCGGAAUCCACAAUCUGAAGUGCGAGCGUUGUCUAUAGCAGCAACGGCAACAGCAGCAGCAGGAGCUGCGGAUGCGGGAAAGAACGCAGCGUCAAGCGUCAGUGCCGCUGACUUGCCGCCUUCCUGCAGACUCUACGAGGCAAUCACAGGGAUUGGAGGCGGAGCGCUAACUCCGGUCGGAACACGUGGUGAAGGCGCCGGUGGUGCACCGUCGUCGUCGUCGUCGUUGUCGCCGCUGUUCCUUCAGCCGUACCUCUUCGCACGACCGAGUCCGUGUCUCGAGCACGAGUUCGAGCGCAUCGGGGCCGAGGCUCCACGCUGGUUGGCGGCACCACCUGUGGUGGACGAUGAGCUGGAAUGGGAUAUCCUCGGCGAUCUCUUUCGGCCGCUGUAUAUCGACACGGAAGAGACACAACAAUGGGAAACUGUUUUGAAUCAAGCUGGCACGACGCGGUGCCUACCGGGUGCGCCCCAGGCUACCUGCGCUUCAACGAUCUGUCAACAUUAUCUGAAAGCGCUUUCUCAGGAGAUGUCUCGGGCAACGACGGAAUACGCGACACUGGAUGGCGGCGAUGAUGCGCAGACGCGUCUAUCGCCGACGGACACAUUGCAUCUACGUCGCAAUGCUUUUGCGACGCUGGUAUACGCAUCCCCGAUCGUCUUCGAGCCAAUGGAUUAUGUUGUGCUCCUGGAAUGGGUUAUGCAGGGGGUUUCGGAGACCGGCGCGACCCCGAAUGCGUCCAUCCCUGAAUCGGUCGAGUUGGGACUUGUCACUCUUGAAAUCGCCGUGCCCUGCAUCCUUUAUCGUUGGCUUCGGAGGCAGCCGUGCGUCUCGACCGCCGCGAGGGUCAGCUGUCGAGAGCGACUCCUACCGGAUGGACUGGUAGAGCUCGCUCGCGUUGCAUGCCGCUGUGCCCAGAUCCGCGAACGUUUCCUGUUUCCAGACUGGGUCGCGUGGCUUCGUGAGCAUCUGAGGCUCGCGCCCAGGGCCGGACUCGCUGGGCGCUGGCUCGAAUUCGAGUUGAUGCGCAUGUACUGA